Messenger RNA from Aspergillus nidulans FGSC A4, 1848 nucleotides. RefSeq names its product protein xprF. Gene Ontology annotation, biological process: glycolytic process; intracellular glucose homeostasis; carbohydrate metabolic process. The record is from RefSeq and is a predicted model, not a curated record. NCBI's taxonomy places the organism in Eukaryota, Fungi, Ascomycota, Eurotiomycetes, Eurotiales, Aspergillaceae. Gene Ontology annotation, molecular function: carbohydrate kinase activity; ATP binding; D-glucose binding. The coding region runs from base 1 to 1848 and encodes 615 amino acids. The transcript is spliced from 2 exons.
AUGGCUUCGGUGGAUCCAGCGCAUUCAAGGCUGCACACCGUGGAAGAGCAUGUGAUUAUUCAUGAUGACCCGAUUGAUGACGAUGAGGAGCAUGAGGAGGAUGAUGCGGAGAUGGACCCUUCCGUAAGGGCGUGCUUGGAACACCAGCGCAAAGUUGACGAGUUCUUGUCUCCGCUUUGUCUUGAUGAAGCCGUCCUAUAUAAGCUGGCCCGCCGACUGUCAAGCGUAUACCGAAAGCUAGCCUUAGAAUCAGACCAGCAGUUCCUCCCAACCCCCGUUUCGAAGCUACCCAGCGGCCUGGAGACUGGCCGCUACCUAGCCAUUGAUGUCGGUGGAAGUAAUCUACGAGUUGCCUUUAUUGAACUACUCGGCGAUACGGCAGAUCCGGAUAUGGCUCGCACAUCCGCGUCUGAGCGGCCACUCAAGAAGGCACAGACACAGCGCGUGAAGAGGACCCUUGAGAAGGCAUGGCCAAUCCAGGAACAUCUGAAGAUGGACAAAGCAGAGGACCUUUUUGCGUGGAUCGGAGAUUGUAUUGCGGAGGUAGUGGCUGAGAGCCUAAGUUCGGAUGCGACAAAAAAUGCGGUCCCUGAAGAGCUGGAGAUGGGCAUCACUUUCAGUUUCCCGAUGAUGCAAGAAUCUCUUGCCGAAGCUACACUCAUGCCGAUGGGCAAAGGGUUCGCCAUUACGUCGGAUCUCAAUCUUCGAAAUAUACUACUCAGUGGUUACGAAAGACACACAAGACGCCCUGAUGAUGAGGACCAGCCGUCAACGAAACGUCGGAAGCUUUAUGCUUUGCCGAAGCUGAAGAUUUCUGCCAUUACCAACGACGCGGUAGCCACUCUCGCAUCACUUGCAUAUGCGGUGAAAUCUCUACCCAACAGCCGCGUUGCCAUGGGUCUCAUUGUAGGCACGGGGUGCAAUGCCACAAUACCAAUGAAGCUCAGCGCCUUACAUGAAGACAAGGUAAAGCAUGUGAGGCGGAGCGAUCCUGAAACCUCGGGUAUAAUAGUCAACACCGAAUGGACGAUAUAUGGUGUCUUGCCUCCACUUAAGGAGCUGAACAUAAUCACCAAAUGGGAUGCUGAGUUGGAUGCAAGCAGUGCACGCCCGGGCUUCCAACCGUUCGAGUAUAUGACGGGCGGUAGAUAUAUUGGGGAACUCAUCCGGCUUAUUUUUACUGACUACUUGAUCAACGUUGCUGGAGUGUCCACGGCUGCAUUACCUGCAACACUUACUCAGGGAUACGCCUUGACGACAUCUUACAUAUCGGACAAGGUUGCGCGUGCCCGCUCAGACGAGGAACUCACAGAUGAGCUGGCUCACUCAUUACCUCCACCAAGUGAUACGUGGCAGUGGGAUGCUACAUCUGCAGGAGUCUUACGAACAGUUGCCCGAACUGUACAAAGGCGAUCUGCAGGGUUGGUAGCUGCUGCAGUCGUCGGUCUAUUAGCAUGCGCAGGAGAGAUAGAAUUAAGGUUGGACAGCCCUCAAGGCUCACCGCAAGACUCGCAUGCUGCUUCGCCUGAGCGCGACAGCAUCACGACCCUUUCCGCUCAGCUCAAAUCUGAGGGGUCGGCUUCAAAUGGAUUCCGGGGGCCGAUAGUUCCUAUAAUUUCGCCUACACCUGCGGAUUGGCAGUCUGGUCCAGAGGAGCUUGUCGUCGCCUGCACUGGUGGCAUAAUCCAGCACUACCCCAACUUCAAAGAGAUGUGCCAGCAGACUAUCGACCGGCUUAUUAUGCGUACUGGGCCUCAGAAGAGCGGGAAGUCGGUCUUUUUGCGUGAAGCAUCAGAUGGCGGUGUUAUUGGCGCCGGUGUUCUCGCAGGGAUGGUCGGAAAUCGUUGA